AUGUCCGAAUCAUCGGCUGUGAGGCCCCUCUCGAUGAAGAGCCGUCAACUGCCGUCAGACGAAUCCUCCGUGCGCCUGAAGGCACGGGGUCGCGUCAGUGAACAAACCUGUAAGCAGGACCGGGCACGAACCCGGUCAGGCUCGAUUCGCUUCUAUGCCCUUGUUUUCCGCUGUGUAAAUAGAGAAAAUAGAAAGCGCGCCGAGAUACCCCUCGGGAGGUUGCUAACGGCCGGCUAA
Molecule: messenger RNA, 237 nt
Organism: Pyricularia oryzae 70-15
Lineage: Eukaryota; Fungi; Ascomycota; Sordariomycetes; Magnaporthales; Pyriculariaceae
Exons: 3
Coding region: 1-237 (78 amino acids)
Source: RefSeq, a predicted model, not a curated record